Grammomys surdaster is the source of this 5903-nucleotide messenger RNA. RefSeq names its product zinc finger protein 516 (gene Znf516). Gene Ontology annotation, cellular component: nucleus. The coding region runs from base 276 to 3749 and encodes 1157 amino acids. Gene Ontology annotation, molecular function: RNA polymerase II cis-regulatory region sequence-specific DNA binding; DNA-binding transcription factor activity, RNA polymerase II-specific. The transcript has 6 exons. The record is from RefSeq and is a predicted model, not a curated record. Gene Ontology annotation, biological process: regulation of DNA-templated transcription. Lineage: Eukaryota; Metazoa; Chordata; Mammalia; Rodentia; Muridae.
GGAAAGAGGAACGAUUGAUAACACUUCUCAGCCAUUGGGAGACCCAGGAGCAGUUUUAUCCGCCUGGUUCCAGGCUCUGGUGGGGUCGUGUAGCCACUUGAAGAUAGCAAACGUACAGAGGUGCUUGCUGCAUCUGCCACAUCACAGAAUAUGCACCUACUCAUCACAAGUACCUCUCUCCCCUCUGGGCAGCAGGAACCCUUCUAAAAAUGGAGAGAUAAAACACUUCAGGCCCCUACGACACAAGGCUGUGCCGGGACACUCAUUCUGUCCUAAUGGAUCGCAGCAGAGAGGCUGAGAUGGAGCUGAGGAGAGGACCCAGCCCACCUAGGGCUAGCAGGAGCCAUGAAGUAGACGGGGACAAGGCCGCCUGCCACAGCUGUUGCAUCUGUGGCAAGAGCUUUCCUUUCCAGAGCUCUCUGUCACAGCACAUGCGCAAGCACACAGGAGAGAAGCCCUACAAGUGUCCCUACUGUGACCACAGGGCUUCCCAGAAGGGCAACCUCAAGAUUCAUAUCCGCAGCCACCGGACAGGGACGUUGAUUCAGGGGCACGAGCCAGAGGCGGGAGAGGCUCAGCUGGGUGAGAUGCGUGUCUCUGAGGGCCUGGAUGGGUGUGCCAGCCCUACUAAGAGCACCUCUGCCUGCAACCGUGUCCUGAACGGAGCUGUGCCGAUGGAUGGCAGCAAGAUUCUGCUCAGAAGCAGCCGCAAGGAGGUAGAGGGUGCGGCCAGUGCUCAGGAAGACACUGAGGCCAUGGUGCCGUGCUCCUUCUGUAAGAGCCGGUUUGAGCGUAAGAAGGACCUGGAGCUGCAUGUGCACCAGGCCCACAAGCCGUUUAAGUGCAGGUUGUGCAGCUAUGUCACCCUGCGGGAGGAGUCUCUGCUUAGUCACAUCGAGAGGGACCAUAUCACUGCACAGGUGCCCAAUGGCAGCGAGGCCUGUGUGGAGAAUGGCAAACCUGAGCUGAGCCCUGGGGAGUUUCCCUGCGAGGUCUGUGGCCAGGCCUUCAGCCAGACCUGGUUCCUGAAGGCACACAUGAAGAAACACCGGGGCUCCUUUGACCAUGGCUGCCACAUCUGCGGCCGGAGAUUCAAAGAGCCUUGGUUCCUCAAGAACCAUAUGAAGGCACAUGGACCCAAGGCAGGAAGCAAGAACAGACCCAAGAGUGAGCUGGACCCCAUUGCCACCAUCAACAACGUGGUGCAGGAGGAGGUCAUUGUCGCUGGCCUGUCCCUCUAUGAGGUCUGCACAAAGUGCGGGAACCUGUUUACAAACCUGGACAGCUUGAACGCCCAUAACGCCAUACACCGUAAAGUUGAAGCCAGCCGGAUACGAGCCCCGGCUGAGGAGGGGGACACAGAGGACCCCCUGGACACUAAGCAGUUCUUCUUACAGUGCCUGAACCUGACACCAUAUGUGGCUGGUGAUGUGUCCCCCAGUGGGCAGGCUGGACAGCGGGUGGCUGAGUUGGACCCUGUCAACAGCUAUCAGGCCUGGCAGCUAGCCACCAGGGGUAAGGUGGCUGAGCCGGCUGAGUACCUCAAGUAUGGGACCUGGGAUGAGGCCCUGGCAGGGGAUGUAGCCUUUGACAAAGACAAGCGAGAGUAUAUACUGGUGAGCCAGGAAAAACGUAAGCGAGAACAGGAUGCUCCUUCUACCCAAGCUCCUCCAAGGAAGAGGGCCAGUGUACCUGGGGACCCCAUGCUUUCUGGCCACCUUGACCCCCGGCCAGCCUCACGCCCCAACCGCAGGGCGGCGGCCACCACUGGCCAGGGCAAGUCCUCUGAGUGCUUCGAGUGCGGCAAGAUCUUCCGCACCUACCACCAGAUGGUGCUCCACUCCCGUGUGCACCGCCGCGCACGCCGCGACAGGGAUCCUGAAGGGGACAGGGCAGUCCGUGCCCGCUGUGGUUCACUCAGCGAGGGGGAUUCGGCUUCCCAGCCAAGCAGCCCUGGCUCAGCCUGCGCCAUUGCUGACUCCCCUGGCCUGGCUGAAGAAGUGGUGGAUGAUAGUGGUGAAGAGGCUGUGCCUGAACCCGCAUCAGGGGGCCAGCCACGCCUUUGCUGCUCUUCUGGAGAAGAGGCACCCACCAUGCUCUCCAACGGAGACCAGAAUCACAAACUUGGAAAUAACCUGCCAGAGAGAGACAUCAGCGAGUCCAAGGUGGGGAUGGCCACGCCGUCUGUGUCCAUACUUGAAAACAGCAGCAGAGAGACCACCAAGGGGCCCGAGCAGCAUAGAUACUCUCUUGACUUAAAGAUGCCAGCAUUUCACCCCAAGCAGGAGGUGUCCAGCACUACUGACCGGGUAGAUUUCCCUUCGAGCAUGGAAAUAAGUAGCCCGCAGCACCCCCUGGACAGCCAGGCUGGGCAUUCUAAAGACAAGCUGUCUGAUUUGUACAAGGAGCUCUGUGGGGUAGGAAAGCGGGCAUCCGCCCCUGACCUGGUCCCACUGGACUUGAGCAUGAAGUCGAGCCGACGUGACCCCAGCAGUAAGGAAGCAUGCUCCCUGCAGGAGGCCCUGGUCAUUCACCCGUGUCCUUACUGUAACCACAAGACCUACUACCCUGAGGUCCUGUGGAUGCACAAGCGCAUCUGGCACAGGGUCAGCUGCAACUCUGUAGCACCUCCGUGGACUCAGCCCAGUGGCCACAAGAGCAUUCGCAGCAACCUGGUUUUCCUCCCUCGCAGUGGGCGCACAGGCCCUCCGCCUGCGCUUGGGGGCAAGGAGUGCCAGCCCCUGCUCCUUUCUCGCUUCACCCGCACCCAGGUUCCAGGUGGGGUACCAGGAUCAAAGGGCAGCUCCUCUCCCCUUGGGGUGACCACAAAAGCCGCUAGCAUGCCUAAGAAUAAGGAGAGCCAUUCUGGGGGCCCCUGUGCUCUGUGGGCCUCUGGCCCCGAGGGAUAUCGACAGACCAGAGCUGGCCAAGGCCAGGAACCGCCCAGUGCUGCAGUGCAGGGACCCCUGGCCAAACCCAAACCGGAGGCCAGCUCCAGGUUGGCACCUUCCCCAGGCAGUGGGGGCCUCAGCAGAAGUGCCACCCCCACACCUUCAGUUAUAACCCGUGUUGGUGCCCAGCCCUCAGCCAGUAGCAAACCAGUGGAGAAACUCGGGGUCUCGGCAGUGGGGACUGGCUUUCCCCCUCCGAAUAAGCACAGUGCCCCAGACUCUCUGAAAGCCAAAUUCAGCCCUCAGCCUCAGGGUCAGCCUCCCUCGAAAGGCGAAGGAGGCUCUCCUCUACCUCCCCGAGAACCCCCUGUGAAGGUGGCCCAGGAGCUGAGAACACUAGCCGCCUGUGCCGUGGGGUCCAGAGGGGAUACGGCCUUGCAGGCCCCACCUGGUGCGCCUCCUACCUUACACUCCACCAAGCAGGAGCCGGCAGCUGAGGGGCAGGAGAAACGCCUGGACAUCCUCAGUAUCUUUAAGACGUACAUUCCAAAGGACUUCACCACACUCUACCAGGGCUGGGGUGUCAGCAACCCUGGGCCUGAGCACAGAGGGACAUCACUAACAGGGACACCACGGACACAGGCCCGCCAGGGAGAGUUUGUCUGUGUGGAGUGCGGGAAGAGUUUCCAGCAGCCCAGCCAACUCAGGGCCCACCUUCGGGCACACACAGUGGCAUUUGAGUGUGACGGUCCACGAGAUUCUGAAGUUCACACAGCCUCAACAGAUGCCCCUAAACAAGGGAGAGACCAUACUACCCCAGUGACUGUGCCAGCGGGGCCCCUCCGAAAGGGGACCUAGAGACACACCUCCAGCGCCCAGCCCCGUGAUAGUGUUGACUGUGGCCUCACGGGUGAUUGGAAGGCUCCCAGCAGUGACCAUGGCCACUUUGGGGAAGAAGAUCCAGGGUCUCCUGACCAGAUACCUUAGACCCGGGAGCUGUUGCGCUAGAGCAGAUCCAGGGAGAUGCCUCCCUUGGUAAUGUUUAGGGACAGCAAAGAUGCUAUGCCUAGAAUUCCGUGUAGCUUUCACACACAUGUAUGUGCUCAUCAACCAUGGCCUGUGUUUCCUCGUGAUAAGCAGUGGCAUUGGCAGGCACAGUAGGAGCUCAAGGAGUCUGUAGUACUCAAGACAGGCAUGAGACACUGGAAAAAAGAUACUGGUGUGUUUGGAUGGAGUGAAGGGCUGAGCGUUGUGGGGAGGUCCAGUGCUUAGGACAGACGAUGCUGUCAGGACGUGGGAGCGGAGGGGUCUGCACUAUUGCCUCUCCCUGCCUCAGUGGGUACUUACAGUAGCAGGUGAGAUAGAGGGGUGUUCAGGUGGUGUUCGAGCGCUGUGUAGAUGAACUUGGUGAGGCAGGGCGAGGAAAUCCUCGAGGUUAGCUUAGGAGUCCGGCCAUGACCCUCUCUGAGCUGCUCAUGCUCCGCCAUGCUGCGUUCUCACCAUUCAGGCUGCGUCCGGCUCAGGAAACACUGCAGAGGUGGGACACAUAGAAGUCUGCUUUGGAAAAGAAACAGUAGUUGAACACUAAGAGGAGCAGGUGUCUUUUUUAUUCUCAGGACCUUUUUUGUAACAGGGCUACAUUCUGCAAACUGCUCACAGAAGAAGACUCCAUGUCUUAACAGAUUAAGCCACUGAAUCCUCCCAAUUUGGGCCUGUUUUGGUGAUAGCAGAAGAAUCCUUGAGCAGAUUGGGGGCCCUAGAUCAUUAGGGUGCUAGUGCUCUGGAACCUUCUGUUUCCCCCCUCCCCACCCAGCCUUUCCCUGCACCACCCCAGCAAAUAGAUGUCCUUCCCUGUCGGGCCUGGUGAGCACCAUUGGACGAGUGACUUUGUCCACAGAUUAAUGGGGAGGCGCCAGGCCUGAGGGCGAGGAUGGCUUUAUAUACCUCUUCCUUAGUCACGCAAGUUCACGUUUCUGCGGUGGGGUGAAGGCCCUAGCAGAGGCUCUGAACCCACGCGACGUGCGCAGUCGGAACUGUAUUCCGCAGGUAGCAGCAAUCCCUCUUCCCGUUGCUGUGACACUGUGUGUGAUGGCGAUACUUCUGCAAGUUCCAGAUGUUUGCACAUAGGAUUUUAUGCAUUAUCAAGAAUUACUGCUGCCUUGAAUGAAAAUGUUCUGUGAAAUUUUUUGCAAAAGCUUUACUAGUUUUUUUUAUUGUGAAAUUUUGUAAAGGCAGGAAAUGGAUUAAGACGAGCAUGCUAAAUAUAUUUUUCAAAAAAAAAAGCAAUAAUUUUACAUGUACAGAAAUUAUCCUAACCUUUAAUACUGGUGAGAGCGACAGUUUACUUAACCCAGUAAUGGAUCAGUGUGGCUUUUGUAGGAAACGGGCUUCUGAUACAAAGACUUGUUUAGACACACAUGUGUACAUGAACCCUGGCGUGUGGUUUCUCUGUUCUCAUAAUCUGUUGGAUUAUUAUUAUUAUUAUAUUAUUAUUAUUGUUAUUGUUAUUGUUAUUGUUAUUGUUAGCUAAUGUUUGAUUCCAGAUUCUAUUUGUUACUGUUUUAAUUACUUGACUGUUCAGGUGACUGCUGCACUUGCAAGCAAUGCAAUGUUAACUGGCUAGCAGAUACAUAUAUACACAUAUAUAUAUGUGUGUGUGUAUAUAUAUAUAUAUAUAUAUAAUUAUUUUUUUUACUUAUUUUUUCCUGAUACUCCUACACCAGGUAUGCAUGAGAAUGGCUUGCCAUGUCGGAGUGCUUGGGAAUAUCAAUCAUUCUGAGACGUUACUUGGAGCAGGUUGCAGAGACACAUUCCUCUCUCCGCCUGAGGCAGCGUAAUCCAUGUCUGUUGAUGGCGUUUGUUCGUUUUGAUAGGUUCCCCAUCAUUUCUGCAUUCUCUGGUUUUUUGUUUCCUUGGCUGAAAGUGAAGGUGAGAGUUAGGAAUGUCAGGGCCUGUGAUGUGGCCUGUCUGUUUCUGUGUUUUAGUUAUUAAACAUUUCUGUACACAAAGGGA